This is a messenger RNA of Calypte anna (Anna's hummingbird), 3265 nucleotides long. It is a transcript of the gene BMP1, whose product is annotated as bone morphogenetic protein 1. The record is from RefSeq and is a predicted model, not a curated record. The transcript has 20 exons. The coding region runs from base 33 to 2969 and encodes 978 amino acids. NCBI's taxonomy places the organism in Eukaryota, Metazoa, Chordata, Aves, Apodiformes, Trochilidae. Gene Ontology annotation, biological process: proteolysis. Gene Ontology annotation, molecular function: serine-type endopeptidase activity; metalloendopeptidase activity; zinc ion binding.
ACCCCCCUUGCCCCCCCGCUGCCCGCGGAGCCAUGGCCGGGCUGCGGACCUGCGGGCUGCUCCUCUGCCUGCUCCUGGCCCGGGCCAUGCACUUCCCCGACUACUCCUACGUGUUGGAGGAAGAGGAGGAGGAGGACGAGGAGCCCCUGGAUUACAAAGACCCCUGCAAAGCCGCUGCCUUCCUGGGAGACAUUGCCCUGGAUGAGGAGGACCUGCAGCUCUUCCAGGUGGACAGGGUGGUGGAUCUGACCCGGCACACAGUCAAGCACUUGCCCACCAACUCCUCAGGCAGCAAUGUCACCAGUGCCACCCGGCGACUGGGCCAGCACCGGCGCAGCCGCGGCCACCGGCGGGCACGGAGCCGCCGAGCAGCCACAUCCCGACCCGAGAGAGUGUGGCCAGAUGGGGUCAUCCCUUACGUCAUCAGCGGCAACUUCAGCGGCAGCCAGCGAGCCAUCUUCCGGCAGGCGAUGCGGCACUGGGAGAAGCACACGUGUGUCACCUUCCUGGAGAGGACUGACGAGGACAGUUACAUCGUCUUCACCUACAGACCCUGUGGGUGCUGUUCCUACGUGGGCCGCAGGGGAGGGGGUCCCCAGGCCAUCUCCAUCGGCAAAAACUGUGACAAGUUUGGGAUCGUGGUGCACGAGCUGGGUCACGUCAUCGGGUUCUGGCACGAGCACACCCGGCCCGACAGGGAUGAGCACGUGGCCAUCAUCAGGGAGAACAUCCAGCCAGGACAGGAGUACAACUUCCUGAAGAUGGAGCCCGAGGAGGUGGAGUCCCUGGGGGAAACCUACGACUUCGACAGCAUCAUGCACUAUGCCAGGAACACCUUCUCCAGGGGCAUCUUCCUGGACACCAUCCUGCCCAAAUAUGACAUCAAUGGGGUCCGUCCCCCCAUCGGGCAGAGGACCCGGCUCAGCAAAGGGGACAUUGCCCAAGCCCGGAAGCUCUAUCGCUGUCCUGCUUGUGGGGAGACUCUCCAGGACAGUCAGGGCAACUUCUCCUCCCCUGAGUUCCCCAAUGGGUACUCUGCCCACAUGCACUGUGUCUGGAGGAUCUCUGUCACCCCUGGAGAGAAGAUCAUCCUGAAUUUCACCACCCUGGAUGUCUACCGGAGCCGACUCUGCUGGUACGACUACGUGGAGGUGAGGGAUGGGUUCUGGAGAAAGGCCACACUCAGAGGCAGGUUCUGUGGGAACAAGCUCCCCGAGCCCAUCAUCUCCACCGACAGCCGCCUCUGGGUCGAGUUCCGCAGCAGCAGCAACUGGGUGGGCAAAGGCUUCUUCGCCGUCUAUGAAGCUAUCUGCGGGGGGGAUGUAAAAAAGGACAACGGGCACAUCCAGUCCCCCAAUUAUCCCGAUGAUUAUCGGCCCAGCAAAGUCUGCAUCUGGAAAAUCACAGUCUCCGAGGGCUUCCACGUGGGUUUAACCUUCCAGUCCUUCGAGAUCGAACGCCACGAUAGCUGUGCCUACGACUACCUGGAAGUCCGGGAUGGCAGCACUGAGUCGAGCAGCCUGCUGGGCCGGUUCUGUGGCUACGAGAAACCCGACGACAUCAAGAGCACCUCCAACAGGCUCUGGAUGAAAUUCGUCUCCGACGGCUCCAUCAACAAAGCCGGCUUCGCUGUCAACUUCUUCAAAGAGGUGGAUGAGUGUUCCCGUCCCAACAACGGGGGCUGUGAGCAGCGCUGUGUCAACACUCUGGGCAGCUACAAGUGUGCCUGUGACCCUGGCUAUGAGCUGGCAGCUGACAAACGUCACUGUGAGGCUGCCUGUGGAGGUUUCCUCACCAAGCUGAAUGGCUCCAUCACCAGCCCGGGGUGGCCCAAGGAGUACCCCCCCAACAAGAACUGCAUCUGGCAACUGGUGGCCCCCACCCAGUACAGGAUCUCCCUCCAGUUUGACUUCUUUGAGACCGAGGGCAAUGACGUUUGUAAAUACGAUUUCGUGGAGGUGAGGAGCGGGCUGACAGCCGACUCCAAACUCCACGGGAAAUUCUGCGGCGCCGAGAAACCGGAGGUCAUCACCUCCCAGUACAACAACAUGAGGAUCGAGUUCAAAUCCGACAACACCGUCUCCAAAAAAGGCUUUAAAGCCCAUUUUUUCUCAGACAAGGAUGAGUGCUCCAAAAACAACGGGGGCUGCCAGCACGAGUGCCUCAACUCCUUGGGCAGCUACGAGUGCCAGUGCCGCAGCGGCUUCGUCCUGCACGACAACAAACACGACUGCAAGGAAGCUGGCUGUGACCACAAGGUGACCUCCACCUCGGGGACCAUCACCAGCCCCAACUGGCCUGAUAAAUACCCCAGCAAGAAGGAGUGCACCUGGGCCAUCACCACCACGCCGGGGCAUCGCAUCAAACUGACCUUCUCGGAGCUGGAUGUGGAAGCACAGCAGGAAUGUGCCUACGACCACCUGGAGAUCUACGACGGGAAAGACGCCAAAGCCCCAACGCUGGGAAGGUUCUGUGGGGCCAAAGAGCCCGAGCCCCUCCUCUCCUCCAGCAACAAGAUGUUCCUCAAGUUUGUCUCAGAUAACUCCGUCCAGAAGAAAGGCUUUGAGGCCACCCACUCCACAGUGUGUGGGGGCCAGGUCCGUGCUGAGGUGAAGACCAAGGACUUGUAUUCCCACGCCCAAUUUGGGGACAACAAUUACCCGGGGGGGUCGGACUGCGAGUGGGUGAUCAUGGCCGAGGAGGGCUACGGCGUGGAGCUCAUCUUCCAAACCUUUGAGAUCGAGGAGGAAGCUGACUGUGGCUAUGACUACAUGGAGCUUUUUGAUGGCUACGAUGGCUCUGCCCCACGGCUCGGUCGCUUCUGUGGGUCUGGGCCCCCCGAGGAGGUUUACUCGGCCGGGGAUUCGGUGAUGAUCCGGUUCCACUCCGACGACACCAUCAACAAGAAGGGUUUCCACCUUCGCUACACCAGCACCAAGUUCCAGGACACGCUGCACACGAGGAAAUAAGAGGCGGGGGGAGUGCCGAGUCCCCUCCCCCACGACCCCCCUCCCCCCUAAAUCCCUCCCAGGGGCAGGGCAGAAGGAGGAGGAGGAGGAGGGAGGAAGGCAGGCACAGACUGCAGGGAGGAGCACACAGCCAACCUCAGCACUCAGACACGCUCGAACGGGGCCCUGGGGCUCGGGCACCCACGGGGACAAGGGCGGGGGGGUCCCCUCCAACCCCCCCCCAGCUCUCUGAAUGUACAAACCAGUAACCGGGAUGAGCCCCCCACACACAGAAGGUGCUGUCUCUCUUGUACCUA